AUGCAAGCUCAUGCAAGCUCAAUCUGUUGUGUGAGCCCUAAGGAGUCCCCGUUCGGUUACCAGUCCCCGUUCGGUUACCAGUCCCCGUUCGGUUACCAGUCCCCGUUCGGUUACCAGUCCCCGUUCGGUUACCAGUCCCCGUUCGGUUACCAGUCCCCGUUCGGUUACCAGUCCCCGUUCGGUUACCAGUCCCCGUUCGGUUACCAGUCCCCGUUCGGUUACCAGUCCCCGUUCGGUUACCAGUCCCCGUUCGGUUACCAGUCCCCGUUCGGUUACCAGUCCCCGUUCGGUUACCAGUCCCCGUUCGGUUACCAGUCCCCGUUCGGUUACCAGUCCCCGUUCGGUUACCAGUCCCCGUUCGGUUACCAGUCCCCGUUCGGUUACCAGUCCCCGUUCGGUUACCAGUCCCCGUUCGGUUACCAGUCCCCGUUCGGUUACCAGUCCCCGUUCGGUUACCAGUCCCCGUUCGGUUACCAGUCCCCGUUCGGUUACCAGUCCCCGUUCGGUUACCAGUCCCCGUUCGGUUACCAGUCCCCGUUCGGUUACCAGUCCCCGUUCGGUUACCAGUCCCCGUUCGGUUACCAGUCCCCGUUCGGUUACCAGUCCCCGUUCGGUUACCAGUCCCCGUUCGGUUACCAGUCCCCGUUCGGUUACCAGUCCCCGUUCGGUUACCAGUCCCCGUUCGGUUACCAGUCCCCGUUCGGUUACCAGUCCCCGUUCGGUUACCAGUCCCCGUUCGGUUACCAGUCCCCGUUCGGUUACCAGUCCCCGUUCGGUUACCAGUCCCCGUUCGGUUACCAGUCCCCGUUCGGUUACCAGUCCCCGUUCGGUUACCAGUCCCCGUUCGGUUACCAGUCCCCGUUCGGUUACCAGUCCCCCUUUGGUUACUAG
This is a messenger RNA of Schistocerca serialis cubense, 891 nucleotides long. RefSeq names its product deleted in azoospermia protein 4-like. NCBI's taxonomy places the organism in Eukaryota, Metazoa, Arthropoda, Insecta, Orthoptera, Acrididae. The transcript is spliced from 2 exons. The coding region runs from base 1 to 891 and encodes 296 amino acids. The record is from RefSeq and is a predicted model, not a curated record.